AUGUUCAUCAGCAACGAAGUAGAGGAUUUAUUUGAUGAUAACUUUGAAGGAUCUAACGAAGAAAGACAGAUUUUUUCAGAGGUCUUUUCUGGUAAUGACAUUUUCCAGUCUAGUCUUAAGUGUAGUGUUCCUGGUGCUGUCAGCUUUGAACAUGAAUCUGCCAAAAAGACAUUUAAAUCAUUCUGCUCUAGUAAUGAAAACUCAGUUGCAUUGCAUCCCUUGGCGUCUAGACUUUCACACCCUGAAGAGGAGAACUUUAAUGUAAUUAAGCCUUCCAAAGAGGCUGCUACAGGAUAUGUGCCAGAGAGUUUCAUUUGUGAAGACCAGAAUGACGAGGAUGUGAAUGUCAAACGGAUGAAAUUUUCUCUGCAUGAACUUGCUUGUAGCCGAUCUGAUUCAGAAAAAAACUUGAGUUCAUCACAACUUUCAAAAGUAGCAGUUUCUAACCUGUCUUGUGCUGCUACAGGCUGUGAUAGUGAACCAAUUGCAUUUCGUUUGGUUGAAUCAUCCAAACAUGGUGUGAUAUCUAGCUGUUAUCUAUUGAACCAUAACAAGUUAAAUAAACAAGCUGUUAAGGAGGAUGUAAAUGUUACAAAUUUUAACACAACAGCAGAUGGAACUAUUGCAAAAGAAAUGUCUGUAAGUAAAGCAGCUGCUUCUCCUGUUUCACAGGAAAGCUUUGCGAGCAGGCUUGUAGUUACAAGCCCAUCAAUCACUGUUGUAAAGAAGUCCGGGUCUCCUUUAAAUCCUGAGGAAAUGCCGGAAUCUACUAAUGUGGACAUCUCAAAACAGGAAGAGGACCCUCGUACUAUACUGCAAUUUCAAAUUGUUCAGUUGCUUACGCUGGCAGGAUGGUCUAUUGAGAAGCGUCAACGGCCAAGUAGGCGUUAUCCAGAGUCAGUUUAUAGGACACCAGAGGGAAAGCCUAUUCGGGAAUUUACAAAGGCUUGGAGAAUAUGUGGUGAGCUAUUGUCUGUUGAAAAAUGCAAUUUAGUGUGCAGAGCUUGUAAGGAGUGGACUGAUAUUAGUCAAUUCUGGUCUGAUCUAUCUAGUGCACUGAUAAAUGUUGAAAAAACAAAGAUACAGUCGGAAGACCCUGCUGCUAUUUUAGCGUAUCGAUGGUGGCUUUUGGAUCCUUUUGUAGUGGUUAUAUUUGUUGAUAGAAAGAUUGGUGCCCUGAAAAAGGGAGAGGUAGUGAAAGCAACUUGGAGUUUAGUUUCUAGUAAGUAUAAGAUGGCAUGUGCUUCCAUUGAUUCAAGCUCCAGAAACUUGAAUCAGGUACCUGGAGGGUCUAAUGUAAAUGCUGUUCAUCAAGCCAAAAUUAGAAAUUACAGUGGUCUUAAAAAGCAUAGCUCAGAAAACUAUCUGGGAACAACUAAAUUUAUCGAUGGAGAUGUGCCAAUGGACAUGUCAGAAGAAAAUAAUGCAUCUGGUGUGAGCUAUGGCCUGGUUCAUUCUCAUGACUCAAGGGCUAUGCAACAGUCAGAAUGUAGUGAGGAAGAGGGUGGGAAAAUCUUAGUAGAUUCUGCAUUUGAGAAAGAUAACACAUAUUCUGCUUUCAAUGUUACUCUUAGAAAGAAAAUGCGACGAAAAUGCAAAAGGGUAUCUGAAAUUAAACUGAGUAUGUUCUACCAUGGUGACACGCCGGGCUCAACUGUUACUGACCAGGUGCAGUCACUAGAUGGUGAAGCAUGUGGUUUGGAAGAGGUCCAGAAUUAUCUAGUUGACAAUGCGGGAAAGAAAAGAAGCAGCAGAAAGUUACCAUCUAUCAGUGCAGUACAGAGAAAUAUCAGGAAAACAAACUACUCCAUAACUGGAACGGAUAGGUCAAACAGUUGCCAGAUCAAAGAUGAUGAUUUAUUGGUGUCUGCAAUAUUCAGGAAUAAGGACUUUGGGCCUAAGGCAAUCUGGGGUAAUUCUAGUGCUAAAUCCUGCAAAUCAAGGGGCCAGAGAAAGCUUAAAAGCCAGAAGGGUCGUUGCAGGUUGCUGCCAAGGAACCCCUGUAAUGGAGGGAAGUACAAUAAGGAUUGUCAUAGGUUUUAUUUGGGUGCAAGGACAAUAUUGUCCUGGUUGAUUGAUAAUGGGGUCAUAUCUUUAAAUGAUGUGAUCCAAUACCGAAAUGCUAAGGAUAACGUUGUGAUUAAGGAUGGUAGGAUCACCAAAGAUGGUAUUAUUUGUACAUGUUGUGGUAAGGUGCUUACAUUAUCAGAGUUCAAGUUGCAUGCUGGGUUUACAUUCAAUCGCCCCUGCAUGAAUAUUUUUAUGGAGUCUGGUGAGCCCUUUACAUUGUGCCUCCUUCAAGCUUGGUCAGCUGAAUACAAAGCCAGGAAAAGUCUAAAUCAAGCUGUGCAUGCUGAUGAUAAUGACAAAAAUGAUGAUUCGUGCGGGUUGUGUGGUGAAGGGGGUGAGCUGAUAUGUUGUGAUAACUGUCCAUCUACUUUUCACCUAGCUUGUUUGUCCACUCAGGAGAUCCCAGAUGGUGAUUGGUACUGUGCAAACUGCACUUGUAGGAUAUGUGGAUAUUUGGUUAUUGAUAAAGACACUUCAGAUCUGCAUGAUUCAUUACAAUGUUCACAGUGUGAACAUAAAUAUCACGAGAAAUGCCUGAAAGACAGAGAAAAACAAGGAGCAGUUUCAGACAUUUGGUUUUGUGAUCAGAGUUGUCAGGAGGUGUACUCUGGACUCCAAUCUCAGGUGGGGUUAGUUAAUCAAGCUGCUGAUGGCAUCUCAUGGACACUUCUUAGAUGCAUCCAUGAUGACCAAAAAGUUCAUUCUGCACAGUGGUUUGCCCUAAAGGCAGUAUGCAAUACGAAGUUAGCAGUUGCUCUUACUAUCAUGGAGGAGUGUUUUGUGUCAAUGCUUGAUCCAAGAACAGGCAUCCACAUGAUACCUCAAGUUUUAUACAACUGGGGGUCUGAGUUUGCUCGUCUGAAUUUUCAAGGGUUUUACACCAUGGUAUUGGAGAAACAUGAUGUGUUAAUAUCUGUAGCAUCUAUCAGGGUGCAUGGAACUACAGUAGCGGAGAUGCCUCUAAUUGCUACUUGCAGUCAGUAUCGUCGCCAGGGAAUGUGCCGUCUCCUUGUGAGUGCUAUUGAACAGAUGUUAACAUCUUUCAAGGUGGAAAGGCUUGUUGUAUCAGCCAUUCCUGAUUUGGUCGAGACAUGGACAAAGGGCUUUGGAUUCAAACCCGUUGCUGAUGUUGAAAGGCAAAGAUUGAAUAAGUUUAACUUCAUGAUCUUUCCUGGGACAGUUUUUCUUGAGAAACGGUUACAUAAGAAGAUGAAAAAUGAAGGACUGUGUGAUGAAUCAACUCAAGCAACAGAUGAAUCCGUCAAAGUAGGUAUCUGUCCUGAAGAAAUGACCAAUACUGAAUCAUUACUACAAGAUGUUGCAGACGUAACUACUACCAACCAAGUUGAAGCAAAGUCAGAACAUGAACCUGUGGAUUGUAAAAAUCAGUCGGACUAUAAAGCUAGCAGUGAUAACAAUAUGAGGGAAUUGAGAACAUGCAACAAAGUGGAAAUGGCAAGUGAUUCAGUACAACAAUCUAUUGAGAAAGUACAACAAUCUAAUGAGAAUUUUUCUGCUAUCAAAGAUGAUGCUGAACCAGGUACAAGGAUUGUUGAGGACAAGAAUAUCAAAAUAGGUGAGGGUCAGGAAAAUGUUUUGCAGGGUCAUUUUUCAAAUCUAUCCUGCAAAACAUUUUUAGGCAGCAAUUUUGACACGGAUUCCAGUAUUGAAUGCUCAGUCAUGUAUGAUGAAACAGCUUUUUUUGGAACAUUUGCAAAGUCUGCGAGCUGA
This is a messenger RNA of Sphenostylis stenocarpa, 3801 nucleotides long. The record is from the annotation of a GenBank genome assembly. Lineage: Eukaryota; Viridiplantae; Streptophyta; Magnoliopsida; Fabales; Fabaceae.